AGGUCCAGCAAUUUCCGUUUUAUAGUUUAAUCAUAUCCAUUUGAAUAACACAUUCAAAUUUGAACAGGAAAAAUAGUUGUUUGCGCGGCAAAUAGCUUAAAUUGCUCUAGUUUCUGUCUCGCCAGCGCAUUCGUAUUAUGCGUUGUGUCAUUUGACUGAAAGUGACGUUUAUGGCGCCAGAAAUCAAGGAGGAACGGAGUUCGUUUUCAAAACGAUGCGUUAUCGUUUAACGUAUUCGGCGUAUUAAAAGCUUGACAAAAACUUUUUAUAAGUGAGUUUGACAGCGAAUGGUCUGAGCAUAUUAAAAGGCGCGUAAAAGAUGGUGAUGUUUCGCAGAAAUGGUGAUAUGGACUCCAGCUCGGAGUUUCUCUCUCUUAACCCGCCUCAGAGAAAGUCCGCGCGGCUGAGAAAGGCCCAUGAUGACAGUUUAACAAGCGCCGAGGACAGUCCGGCUAAUGGGUUUUUGACUGUAAAGGAGGAAAACAACAUGAGCAGAGCUCAAAGAGGAAGACAUAUGGUCACCUUUGCUGAUAUGAAUGGACAAACAAGCAAAUCUCCUCCAAAAGAUGAGAAAAGUGGGAUGCAUUUAAGAAAAUCUCCAAGGCUUCAGGCGGAGGGGGAGAGGUCGGCAGAUGAGCACACAGAUGAGAUGGAGUCAACUCCUACUUCUCGAAACCUUCGUGCUCGGAUUCAAAGGCGAGAAGAAGACAGUGCCGUGAGACGUAGCUCCAGAAUCACACGAUAUAAGCUUGACGCUAGGAACCAGUCGGUCCUCUAUGACAGGCUUAUUACGAACACUGCAGAAGCUGUACUUCAGAAGAUGGAUGACAUGCAAAAGAUGCGUCGGAGACUGAGGAGCAAAGACAGCGAGGAGGAGAAUUUGAGAAUUUACUCUGGGACAAAAAGGAAGAGGAUCGCAAAACCUUCAGUAGGAGGACAAGAAGAGAGUUCAGACAACCAGGAGAAUGAAUAUAGUGAUCAAGAGGAGGAGGAGGAGGAGGAUGGAGAAGGUGAGGAAGAAGAAAAUGAUGAGGGAGAUGAAGAUGAGGAUGAAGAUGAAGAAGACAGUGGAAAGCGCUAUGAGUUUCGACAAAGAAAAGCUGUUGUUCGUUACCAGGCACCUCUUGAUGAGCCAAAAAAGCAGAGCAUAUUUUUUAAGCGUCACUCCAACCCAAUUAGACGAAGAUAUACAUUUAGUACUUCAAGUCCCAGGAGCCUGUACAACAACAGGAGGGGCACCAGUUGUAGCAGAAAUGAGGUUGAUGGGAGAAGACAUGCCAUCCACAGUAGUGACUCCACCUCAUCCUCUUCUUCUGAUGAAGAGAAAUUUGAGAGGCGGAGAAGUAAGAGUCGUAGCAGGUCAAUAAACAGAUGCCUCCCUAUGAAUUUACGGAAGGAGGAUUUGUUGGGAAUCCACAAGGACAGGAUUAAAAUUGGAGCAAGUCUUGCAGAUGUUGAUCCAAUGCAAAUUGACCAAACAGUGCGCUUUGACAGCAUUGGAGGUUUGGGCAAACACAUCUCUGCACUGAAGGAGAUGGUUGUGUUUCCUUUACUUUACCCUGAGGUCUUUGAGAAGUUUAAGAUUCAGCCUCCAAGAGGCUGUCUGUUCUACGGCCCUCCCGGCACAGGAAAGACUUUAGUGGCUCGGGCCCUAGCAAACGAGUGUAGUCAAGGUGAGAGGAAGGUGGCGUUCUUCAUGAGAAAAGGAGCAGACUGCCUCAGCAAAUGGGUGGGCGAGUCUGAGAGACAGCUCCGCCUCCUAUUUGACCAGGCAUACCAGAUGCGUCCAUCAAUUAUUUUCUUUGAUGAAAUUGAUGGUAUUGCACCUGUUCGGUCCAGCCGUCAAGACCAGAUACACAGGUGUUCCAUCGUGUCCACUCUGUUGGCUCUCAUGGAUGGGCUAGACAGCCGUGGAGAGGUGGUUGUUAUUGGAGCCACUAACCGUCUGGACUCCAUCGAUCCUGCACUCAGACGGCCCGGACGAUUUGACAGAGAGUUUCUCUUCAACCUACCAGACAGAGAGGCUCGCAAAGAUAUUUUGAAGAUUCAUACUAGGCAGUGGGACCCGCAGCUGUCCGAUUUGUUUCUUGAAGAGUUGGCUGACAAGUGUGUUGGUUAUUGCGGCGCAGACAUCAAAGCUGUGUGCUCAGAAGCAGCUCUCUGCGCCUUGCGUAGACGCUACCCCCAGAUCUAUGCAUCCUCCCAGAAACUCUUGCUGGAUGUGGAGUCCAUCAGCGUGAGUGGCCGAGACUUCCUCUCUGCCAUGACGAAGAUAGUUCCAGCUUCACAGAGGGCGGUGGCCUCUCCAGCUAAAGCACUCACUCCUGUUAUUGAACCUCUGCUGAGCUCUGCCCUUAAUAAAGCCAUGGAGAUGCUGCAGAGACUCUUUCCUCAUGUAGAGCAGGGCCUCAAGAAGAAAAAAGAUGCUGAGGGUGUGUCUGGCAUCUUAGAUGAUCUACUACAGAGCGAAGAUGAGGGGUCCUCUGUGUGCAUUACUAAUAAAGGCCAGAAGAACACUGGACCGUCUGCAUCUGCGCUUCAUCUGAACAGGAGUGCCCUGCAGCAGCCCACCUCAUUCAGACCCAGACUGCUGCUCUGUGGGACAUCAGGCUCUGGUCAGACCUCACACUUGGCUCCUGCUAUUCUCCACUCCCUGGAGAAGUUCACCGUUUAUACACUUGACAUUGCUGUGUUGUAUGGGGUCAGUUCAGCCACCCCAGAAGAGGCCUGUGCACAGGUUUUCUGUGAGGCGAGGAGAACCGCCCCCAGCAUUCUGUAUAUUCCACACAUUCAGUGCUGGUGGGACACUGUGAGCUCCACCUUAAAGGCCACAUUCAUCAGUCUCCUGCAGGACAUUCCUUCAUUCUGCCCCUGCCUCCUCCUCGCCACAUGCAGCUUUCCUCACCACACGCUCUAUCCUGAGGUGCAGGACCUUUUCCAUGUUGAGUAUGGGGAGGUUUUCGAUGUUCCGCUUCCAUCUCAGGAGGAGAGGCACAGAUUCUUUGAGGAUCUUAUUUUAAAUCAAGCUGCUAAGGCACCGGUGUCUAAGAGAGAUGCAGUCCUCCAGGCACUGGAGGUGUUACCGGUGGCCCCUCCACCACCUCCCCGCCAGCUCUCUAAGCAGGAGAUGCAGAAGCUAGAGGAACAGGAAGAGGACACGCUCAGGGAACUCCGCCUCUUCCUGCGGGAUGUCACCAACCGACUGGCUCAGGACAAACGCUUUAAGGCCUUCACAAAACCUGUGGACAUAGAGGAGGUUCCCGAUUACACUACAGUCAUCAAACAGCCUAUGGACCUGUCCACAGUUCUCUCCCAAAUUGAUUUGCACAAGUAUGAAACUGUGGCGGCUUACCUGCAAGAUGUGGAUCUGAUCUGGCAGAAUGCCCUCGAGUACAACCCAGACAGAGACCCCUCAGAUCGGCUCAUCAGACACCGUGCCUGUGCUCUCAAGGACACUGUGCAUGCCAUAAUCAGAGAUGAAUUAGAUGAGGACUUUGAGAAGAUCUGCGCUGAAAUCAAGGAGUCUCGCAUCAAACGAGGCUCCACCUCGUCACGAUUCACUCCUGCCUACUACCACGUGCUGCCAAAGCUGUCCGCUACAGUGGAGCAGAAGACAAGUGAUCCAGCACCCAGUAAAGAUGCUACACCUGUGCCAGCACAAGCAGUGAUAUCACCACGUCAAACAGGAGUUAAUACAGCUUCACAGAUGAAAAAGAAGAGGAAAAACCGAUGGAGAAAUGGAUUCAUCCGCAGAAAGAAGUCUUGCUCAAAUUUGAACUCUAAAGACAACCCUAACACAGCAGAAUCGGAAGACGAAGAGGAGGAAGAAGAGGAAGAUGGAAAACUGGCUGAGAGUGAAGAUGCCGAGAAGAUGAAAGAUGUUGAAUGUGAGUCAAUGGAGACUGAUGGCUGCGCUCGUGCAGAAGAAGCCACGGAAUCCACUGCUGUAGCACAGAAUAACAACAUCCCUAAUGAAGGACAAGAACCUGAUAAUACUGCCUCUGCAGAGGAUGAGGUCGUAAAUGUUGAGACCGUCCAGAAUAAUGCCACUGAUGGCCACAAUGAUGUCCAAGAAUCAGAGGGCAGUGAACCUAAGAGGACAGAGCCAAGUGCAGAGGACAACACAGAAACAGAGUUCAGACUGAGGCGGAUGACGAGAGGGUUUAAGAUGCAGGCCGAACAGCAGAGUCUCAUCAGUGUGGAUGCUGCCAUCAAGAUCCUGGAGCAGAAGAACAUGCCUCUUAUCGUGGACCACAACAAACUGAAAGAACUUCUACAGAGAGUUGUGAACAUGACGGAGGGAUAUGAGGUCAAUCAGCUGGAGAAACUUUAUGCUCUGCUGUGUCAGAGCAUUUAUAGACACAGGAAAGAUUACGACAAAACUGCACUUAUACAGGAGAUGUCAAAAGAAGUUGAAGAGUUUUCCUAGUUCUUUUUCUAAACAAACUACAACUUAUUUCUUAAAAGAAAUGCUCCAUAAACUAUAUUUUGCUAAUUCUGUAGUCAUGUCUUUGAGUGUUGUGCAUAUUAAAAGCCUUUAUCACAAUU
Molecule: messenger RNA, 4548 nt
Organism: Cyprinus carpio (common carp)
Lineage: Eukaryota; Metazoa; Chordata; Actinopteri; Cypriniformes; Cyprinidae
Product: ATPase family AAA domain-containing protein 2-like
Exons: 29
Coding region: 320-4429 (1369 amino acids)
Biological process (GO): positive regulation of transcription by RNA polymerase II
Cellular component (GO): nucleus
Molecular function (GO): chromatin binding; histone binding; ATP hydrolysis activity
Source: RefSeq, a predicted model, not a curated record